This is a messenger RNA of Trichoderma citrinoviride, 1752 nucleotides long. RefSeq lists its product as hypothetical. Bases 1 to 1752 code for a protein of 583 amino acids. NCBI's taxonomy places the organism in Eukaryota, Fungi, Ascomycota, Sordariomycetes, Hypocreales, Hypocreaceae. The record is from RefSeq and is a predicted model, not a curated record. The transcript is spliced from 5 exons. Gene Ontology annotation, cellular component: endoplasmic reticulum membrane. Gene Ontology annotation, biological process: ergosterol biosynthetic process. Gene Ontology annotation, molecular function: Delta24(24-1) sterol reductase activity.
AUGGCGACCCGAUAUUCUCUGCGGCAGACGCCGAGGAAGAAGGAGCUCUUCGACGGCUUGGUCGAGACACCAAAGAGGCAAUCUUCACGCGCUCGCCAGUCCUCACAGGCCCCCGAAUCUUUGGACGCCCAAGACUCGGCCGAGCCGGCUCCUCGCGAGCGCAUCACCCGCCGACGAACCGCCAAGUUCAUCGAGAACCUGGACGAGGAAGAGGAUGCCACGCCCACCGCCAAUGGCAACACCAACGGCCACGCCAACGGUCACGCCAACGGACAUGCCAAUGGCCACGCCAAUGGCCACAACAACGGCUACACCAACGGCGCCGCGCCGAACGGAAAGGACGCCGCCCACACAAACGGGAAAGCAAACGGGACAUCGGGCGAUGUCCAUGUGGUGGACGGCUGGCUGCCGGGCCAGGACCCCAAGAUUGACUACUCGGGCGAAUUCGAGUUCGGCGGCUCGGUCGGCACCGCCUUCAUGAUGAUCUUCUUUCCCAUCCUCAUGUGGUACAUGUGGAUCGGCGCCACGUUCUACGACGGCAAAUUUCCAUCUCGAACACCCGGCCAGAGCUGGGCGGACUUUGGACUUCAUCUUGCGAACCUCGUCUACACCCAUGGCUUCCCUCACGCAAAGGCUUGGGUGUGGUACUGGAGCUACCUCGUCUUCGAGGGCGCGUGCUACUGUCUGCUCCCCGGCGUCUGGGGCAAGGGCAAGCCUCUUCCCCAUGAGGGCGGCAAGCAGCUCGACUACUUCUGCAACGCCUACGUCAGCCUGUACACUACCUUGGCCGUCCUCGCCGGCCUGCACUUCUCCGGCAUCUGGCCCAUCUACACGGCCCUUGAUGAGUUUGGUCCUCUGCUGUCCGUGGCCAUUUGCAGCGGCUUCAUCGUCAGCUUCGUCGCUUACUUCUCCGCUCUGUGGAGGGGUAAGCAGCACCGCAUGACGGGCUACCCCAUCUACGACUUCUUCAUGGGCGCCGAGCUGAACCCUCGCAUGUUCGGCAUCCUUGACUUUAAGAUGUUCUUCGAGGUUCGCAUGCCCUGGUACAUUCUGCUGAUUCUGAGUCUCGGCGCGGCUGCGCGUCAGUGGGAGCAGUAUGGCUUCGUUUCCGGCGAGGUCAUGUUCCUCGUCAUGGCGCACUACCUCUACGCCAACGCCUGCGCCAAGGGCGAGGAGCUCAUCAUCACCACCUGGGACAUGUACUACGAGAAAUGGGGCUUCAUGCUCAUCUUCUGGAACCUCGCCGGCGUCCCUCUGUCCUACUGCCACUGCACCCUCUACCUGGCCAACCACGACCCCGCCACCUACCGCUGGAACCGCUACGCCCUGGUGGCCAUGUACGUCGCCUAUCUCUUCUGGUACUGGGUCUGGGACAGCUGCAACAGCCAGAAGAACCGCUUCCGCGCCAUGGAGAAGGGGAACCUCAUCCAGCGCAAGACCUUCCCCCAGGUUCCGUGGCAGACGCUCAAGAACCCCAAGACCAUCGAGACCCCUCAGGGCACCAUCCUCGUCGACGGCUGGUAUGGUCUUGCUCGCAAGAUCCACUAUACUUCGGAUCUGUGGUUUUCCCUGUCCUGGGGUCUCAUCACCGGCUUCAACUCUCCCUUCCCCUGGUUCUACCCCGUCUUCUUCGCAUGCAUGAUUGCUCACCGCGCACACCGUGACAUUACCCGCUGCCGCGCCAAGUACGGCGAGGCCUGGCUCGAGUAUGAACGACGCGUUCCCUACCUCUUCAUUCCCUACGUCAUCUAA